AUUAUACCUAUCACAUCUCAAUCGCGGCGGUCAUCUUUGGUAUCCCACGGUCCAUUGCUGAAAUCCAAACUCCCAGAAACAUGUCAGGCCUCACAAUUCACUCAAAACUGAAGCUGAGCAGCGGCUAUGAAAUCCCCUUGCUCGGGUUUGGUGUCUAUCAGGUCCCAGCUGACCAAGCCGAAUCCUGUGUGGGAGAAGCACUCGCUGCGGGAUACCGGCACAUAGACUCGGCAGCAGCCUACCGUAAUGAAGCGCCUUGCGGCUCUGCCAUCCGGAGCGCCGCAUCGACCAUUCCGCGCCAAGACGUCUUCUUCACAUCCAAGGUGCGCAGCAAGGGCAUGAGUUACGAGUCGGCCAAGGCGCAGGUCGACACAACGCUGCGGGAAUCUGGGCUGGAGUAUCUCGACCUGAUGCUGCUCCAUGCACCGUACGGUGGCUCCGAGGCCCGCAAAGGCAGCUGGAGAGCUCUGGUGGAAGCUGUGGAGGAAGGCAAGGUGCGCUCUAUUGGUGUGAGUAAUUAUGGUGUCCAUCAUCUCGAUGAACUCGAAAAGCACAUCGCGGAACUCGAGGCGGAGAGGGGCGGGAAAGGGAAAGGAGGCAUUUUGUCGGUUGGCCAGUGGGAAAUCCAUCCCUGGAUGCCCCGCCACGAUAUCGUGGAAUGGUCAAGGCAGCGUGGUGUCGCUAUCGAGGCGUACUGCCCUCUAGUCCGCGGCGAGCGGUGGGGAGACAAGGCGUUGCAGGACCUGGCGGAGAAAUACGGCAAGUCGGCUGCUCAGAUACUGCUGAGAUGGAGUCUGCAGAAAGGGUAUCUGCCCUUGCCAAAGUCAAUCACACCUUCGCGGAUUCGUGACAACGCCGAGCUGUACGACUUUGAGAUUUCGCAGGAAGAUAUGGCCAAGUUGGAGACCAAGGAGUAUGCGCCGUGCACUUGGGACCCAACGACUAGCGCAAUCGAUAACUAGAGAUAGAACCCUCCUGUGUAUAAUACGGGACUGUGUUGUUUGUUAAUCGCCCGUGGUUGCCGUCGAAGUCACUCAUACCAGCUGGGGCAGACCUAGAUCAAGGUGGUUCUCUAGAGCUAUUUAUCCAUUAUUGCCUUAUGACGAAAAAAGCCAUUACCAGCCGCAAUGAAUACCUAGUAACAGUGGCUAC
Pseudomassariella vexata is the source of this 1152-nucleotide messenger RNA. Its product is annotated as NADP-dependent oxidoreductase domain-containing protein. NCBI's taxonomy places the organism in Eukaryota, Fungi, Ascomycota, Sordariomycetes, Amphisphaeriales, Pseudomassariaceae. The record is from RefSeq and is a predicted model, not a curated record. Gene Ontology annotation, molecular function: oxidoreductase activity. The transcript has 3 exons. Bases 81 to 962 code for a protein of 293 amino acids.